CCCGCCCGCCUCUCGAAGCACCCAGCUCCAGCCCGGCGGGAUCCGCGGACUCGGCGACCCGUGCGGGCUAGCCCGCUCUCCUGCCGCUGCGGCGGCGGGCGCGGGGCCGCGCGGAGAGGCCGGAUCCCUGCAGCGCGGGCAGGCGGCGUCGCAGAACCCAGCCAGCCAGACGCGCCAGGACUCACGACUCCUGCAGAUUCCAGUCUGCUCUUGUAUGGCCUUCGGUGUUGGAAUGUGUGUCAGCUUGGAGAAAGCAGAUAAUAUCUGAGAAACCUAGAAGAUUCAUAGGUUAGAGCCACAGUGACACAUCCCCUAACCCAGUGUCUGGAGGAACUGCCUGGAGGUUUGUCGCUUGGAGUCCUCGUGGCAUCUUGAUUAUGGUAGCCCUGCGGGUAAAGGAGUCUUCAGUGAAUUAGAGCAGCUCACGAUUCUAUCAAGACACAGGGGGACCCAGAUGAAGAGUCUACCACUGUCUAGUCUGUGAACUUGACUUCACAGCAUCUGCUUUGACUUGGACAACCAGAGGACCACCUCCUUGUCUUCCUUGAGCUGCUAAAUGCCUGUGCGUACUCCACACUCCAGCAAGGGAAGACGGGUGGAGCUUCUUGGAUGAUGAUGGACGUGCCACUGUGCAGGAUGAGGGCAGGCUGUGUGACAUCGCCACCACGAGGGUUCAGCGUGAACUUCUGUGUCUCCCUUCCGGGCCAGCACUCUGCCUUCUCAAUCCAUCAUGGUGUUUGGUGAGUUUUUCCAUCGCCCUGGACAAGAUGAGGAACUUGUCAACUUGAACGUGGGGGGCUUUAAGCAGUCCGUGGAUCAGAGUACGCUCCUGCGGUUCCCUCACACACGACUGGGGAAGCUGCUUACCUGUCACUCUGAGGAGGCCAUUCUGGAGCUGUGUGAUGAUUAUAGUGUGGCGGAUAAAGAGUACUAUUUUGAUCGGAACCCCUCCCUCUUUCGAUACGUCUUGAACUUCUACUACACAGGGAAGCUGCACGUCAUGGAGGAACUGUGUGUCUUCUCCUUCUGCCAGGAGAUCGAGUACUGGGGCAUCAACGAGCUCUUCAUUGACUCUUGCUGUAGCAGUCGAUACCAGGAGCGCAAGGAGGAGAGCCACGAGAAGGACUGGGACCAGAAAAGCAAUGAUGUGAGCACAGACUCCUCCUUUGAAGAAUCGUCUCUGUUUGAGAAAGAGCUGGAGAAGUUUGAUGAGCUGAGGUUCGGUCAGCUCCGAAAGAAGAUCUGGAUUCGAAUGGAAAACCCAGCGUAUUGCCUGUCGGCCAAGCUCAUUGCCAUCUCUUCACUGAGUGUGGUAUUGGCUUCCAUCGUGGCCAUGUGUGUGCACAGCAUGUCGGAAUUCCAGAACGAGGAUGGAGAAGUGGAUGACCCUGUGCUGGAAGGUGUGGAGAUUGCCUGCAUUGCAUGGUUCACCGGGGAGCUGGCCAUCCGUCUGGUUGCUGCGCCAUCACAAAAGAAGUUCUGGAAAAACCCUCUGAACAUCAUUGACUUUGUCUCCAUCAUUCCCUUCUAUGCAACGUUGGCUGUGGACACCAAGGAAGAAGAGAGUGAGGACAUUGAGAACAUGGGCAAGGUGGUCCAGAUCCUACGGCUCAUGAGGAUUUUCCGAAUUCUGAAGCUCGCUCGGCACUCUGUAGGGCUCCGGUCUCUAGGGGCCACCCUGAGACACAGUUACCACGAAGUGGGGCUACUGCUUCUCUUCCUUUCUGUGGGCAUCUCCAUCUUCUCUGUGCUUAUCUACUCUGUGGAGAAAGAUGAACUCGCAUCCAGUCUCACCAGCAUCCCCAUCUGCUGGUGGUGGGCCACUAUCAGUAUGACCACAGUGGGCUAUGGAGACACCCACCCAGUCACCUUAGCUGGGAAAAUCAUUGCAAGCACAUGUAUUAUCUGUGGCAUCUUAGUGGUAGCCCUUCCCAUCACCAUCAUCUUCAACAAGUUUUCCAAGUACUAUCAGAAGCAGAAGGACAUGGAUGUGGACCAGUGCAGUGAGGACCCACCGGAGAAGUGCCACGAGCUACCUUACUUUAACAUUAGGGACGUUUAUGCCCAGCAAGUACACGCCUUCAUCACCAGUCUGUCUUCCAUUGGCAUCGUGGUCAGCGAUCCUGACUCUACGGAUGCUUCGAGCGUUGAAGACAAUGAGGAUGUCUACAACAGCUCAUCCCUGGAGAACUGUACUGCAAAAUGAGCAGGGGCGUUUGCACUUAGAGCUUGUGUCCCUUCGCGACAUUAGGUUAACACAGCUUUAUAAACCUCAAUGGGUUUGUUCAAAUAAAUCAUUUAAUUCUCAGGGUGUACCUUUUAGCCAUAGUUGGACAUUCAUUGCUGAAUUCUGAAUUGAUAGAAUUAUCUUUAUUUUUCUCAGUGAGAUCAAUUAAAAUGCCUUGUUCUGAAAUUUAUUUUUUACAAGAGAGAGUUGUAAUACGGUUUUUUUUGGGGGGGGAAAGUAAAUGAUAUUGGGAAGGAUUUCUUGCUACGGCUUACACAUCAUUCUGUAUUUGCCAUUCACUCACAUUGAGCUAACUACAAAUUACUGAUGAUAGAGCAGAGGCCCAGCUGACUGAAGAUGACAUGCAUGUAAGAUCUACAACAUGAGACAAUGCAUGUAAAUCCAUGUUCAUGUUCCAGACAUGGGAAUUAGGAGCCCAAUAAACUUCUGAUUCGGUAUGGAGAA
This is a messenger RNA of Apodemus sylvaticus (European woodmouse), 2692 nucleotides long. RefSeq names its product potassium voltage-gated channel modifier subfamily S member 3 (gene Kcns3). Bases 731 to 2206 code for a protein of 491 amino acids. Gene Ontology annotation, biological process: protein homooligomerization; potassium ion transmembrane transport. Gene Ontology annotation, cellular component: voltage-gated potassium channel complex; membrane. The transcript has 6 exons. The record is from RefSeq and is a predicted model, not a curated record. Gene Ontology annotation, molecular function: protein binding; voltage-gated potassium channel activity. NCBI's taxonomy places the organism in Eukaryota, Metazoa, Chordata, Mammalia, Rodentia, Muridae.